AUGAGCGACACAAGGGAGCAGACGGAUGAAAAACGUGCUUUGCAUGAUCAAUUGGUAUCUAUGCGAUCGAUUUUGCGAUGUGUUUGUCACUGGGUUUUUGAUUGCAUCGUGUGGCCUUUUGAGGUGGUAAAUCCAGUGCUCCAAGCCCUGACACAUAAAGCUAUUGGCAAUUUUGACGUCUUGAGCGGUGGCUAUACAAGCGAGUUACGUCGUCAUGGAAAAACUUAA
This is a messenger RNA of Peronospora belbahrii, 228 nucleotides long. NCBI's taxonomy places the organism in Eukaryota, Oomycota, Peronosporomycetes, Peronosporales, Peronosporaceae. The record is from the annotation of a GenBank genome assembly.